Messenger RNA from Aspergillus wentii DTO 134E9, 306 nucleotides. RefSeq lists its product as uncharacterized. Gene Ontology annotation, molecular function: ATPase inhibitor activity. The record is from RefSeq and is a predicted model, not a curated record. Gene Ontology annotation, biological process: negative regulation of ATP-dependent activity. Gene Ontology annotation, cellular component: mitochondrion. The coding region runs from base 1 to 306 and encodes 101 amino acids. NCBI's taxonomy places the organism in Eukaryota, Fungi, Ascomycota, Eurotiomycetes, Eurotiales, Aspergillaceae. The transcript has 4 exons.
AUGUUCCGUCAAAGCAUCACCAGACCUCUCUCCUCUGCCAACCGGGCCGUCAUCAACCGAUCCUUCUCUGCUCUCGCCCCCAGAAUGGGUGAAGGUGACACUGGCGCUCCCAGCCCUGGUGGCUCUCAGCAGUCUGACCAGUUCAAGCGCCGUGAAGCCGCCCAAGAGGGUCUCUACAUCAGGGAGAAGGAGAUGGAGAAGCUCCGUGCUCUGAAAAAGAAGCUCGGCGAGCAGCGCCAGCACUUGGAUGCCUUGGAUAAACACAUUGACGAACUUACCAAGGAACAAGGUGGUGAACAGAACUAA